AUGACAACGUCAAUAGGUUUUAUACGUACUAUAGCUGCUAUUUAUCUAGAAACACUUUUUAUGCUCAUUAUUCAUAUAAAUUUAAAUCUAUUGGGAAGAUAUAAUUAUAUAUGUUCUGUUGUAUCUCUAGCAGAACGUGACACGGAACAAUUGAACAGAUUUUCUUCUGAAUCUAUAUUGAGUCCCAUAAUAAUAAAAAAGUAUUUGACUUUUAGUUGGUGGUUUCUAAAUAUUGGAUACAGGGAAAUUGUUGAACGUGUUAAAUCUUCUGUUGAAUCAGUAUUGUCCAAUAUAUCAUUGAAAGAUGAACUUUCAUACAAAGAUUUUGUAUGGAUUGUUACUGAAAUUAGAUCUCAUGUGGAAAGAAAUGAAAGCGAUAAUCAAAGCGCAUGGUAUACUAAUAUUAUGAUGCCCCAAAAUUUAGAAGAUGAAUUUAAAGUACUUGAUAAGGGUGGAGAUAAUGCAUUUGAAGUUAAAAUUGAACCUGAACUUAGAAAAUUGUUAGAUGAAACCAAAGAUUUUUUGGAUAGUCAAGAUUUUAAUAUAGUUCAAACAACUUGUUUGACUACAGCCUUUAAUUUGAUGCAGAAUCAUUUGUAUACAGAUUUUAUAGUUCAGGGUGGUGGAAGCCUUGAUGGUGAAAUAAUUGAGAAAC
Messenger RNA from Entrophospora sp. SA101, 655 nucleotides. Lineage: Eukaryota; Fungi; Glomeromycota; Glomeromycetes; Entrophosporales; Entrophosporaceae. The record is from the annotation of a GenBank genome assembly.